AUUUUGAGGUCUUUUGCAUCACUUGCGCGCUGCGGAAGAAAGCAACAGUUGCAGGCACGAGGAAGAGCUUUCCAAAAGCCCUGGAAGCUCGCCGCAAUGACGCGGCCGUGAGCGUAGCCUUCAGUAUUUCCCAGGUUUGUUCGUCGUGAGCGCUCGCUUGUGCGUGAAGCCGACGAGAACGCGACGAUUGACGUUUCGUUGCUCUGACGGAAGCGAACGGCGCAUUACUUCCGGUACCAUCUAGCACCGUCUGCUCACAGCUCAAUAUGGAGACUGAUGUUGCGUUGCUGUUGGGCAUCAUCGUUGUGCUCAUUCUACUCUUGUUGACGCUCCUAGGCUUUCUCGGCUACUGUGGCCUGUUCGCGCCGAUAGACAUUAAGGCCGAGAAGCCGCCCUUCCAGGAGUUGAAGGUGGCGUACAAGUUCUCCCGCGGCUCGUACAAAAAUUCGGGCGCACUCUUCACCGAAGCUCACAGCAUCGCACCCACCCUAAAAUGCAUCGGUGUCUACUACGACGACCCGAGCGAGGUGGACGUGCCGCGCCUGCGCUACCUCGUGGGUGUGGUGCUGAACGACACCGACCGGCCGGCCACCAAAGAGGUGAAGGAGCAGCUGGAAGCUGAGGGCUUUAAGACGGCCAGCUUCCCGGCUGUGGAUCAUGCUGUAACCACUGUGUUCCCGUUCCGUGGCUCAGUCUCUGUGAUGAUUGCCAUGGCCCGAGUCUACCCUAAGCUCAGAGAGUACAUCAAGGAGAAGCUGCUGUGUGCACGGCCUAUGAUGGAGAUCUAUGAGGACGAGCGCGUGCUGUUUGUCUGCCCACUUUCGAAGCAAGACGAGUUCUACGUCGAGGAAGCUACCGAGGACCCCGAAGAGGGUGCCACCUCGGACCCCGGCACCACUACCGCCUCCGAAGAAGAACGUGCUGAGGACGGCGAGGACGAGGACGAAGAGGAGGAAGAGCCACCGUCGCCGCCCACGAGCCAACCGGCGUCGAGCAAUGGCAAUGGCGGCAACGGAAACACCGAGGAAAGCGACCACGAGCGUGGCUCUCGCAGCAGCACCACGUCCUCCUUCGAAGAGCUGCGCCUUGAGACGGCAUCCAACUAGGCACGACUCCUCUCGGGCCUCACCGUGUUCUCCCCCUCCCAAUUGUCCUUCUUCCCCGGUGUUGCACGUGGGACGUACACAACAUGCUCUUCCGCAAGUGCACAAUGCUGCCACCUCUCUCUCCUCCAUCUCAGUGCUUGAACCUCAAGUUGUUGUUUUGAGGUGUGCGCACAGUUAUAGUUGAGGUGUUCGUUGAAGGAGCAUGCUCCAUUGGAAGAGUGUCAAAGGGACUCUGGAGCAGUGCUGAAUGUAGUCAUAAGGCAUCCUAUUCGGUAGCAGUAGUGAGCAUCUGACCUCCUUGCAUCAACAAACAUUUACUUCGAUUACUGCAGGACCUGCUAAUUGACGUACAGCAUUUUUUAAUAGGAGGUAGUAGAUUGGGUAUUUCCUUUCAAACUCCAUUGCUAUGGCACAAAUGUGCUCUUUGAAAUGACGGGAUAGCGAGCAAUCUGUUGCAAAAUGGUUGGCGUGCGACGUUGCACCACACUGUUCACCCUCUGUACCAUACGAAGUGGAUAUUUACCAGUCUCCCCACGCAUUGAAUUCUGUGAAGAAGUGCGCAACUUAAUGCAUCAUGACAGUGUCUGGUUUGUACGGCCCAAGGUACAUCUCUGGAUAGCAGUUGAAAUGACGGACACAGGGUUCUGUUCAGGGCACACUUAGAAGUCUUGUAGAGGCCUAUAAUGGAAUCCAAAGUAAGGUGGUGGUAGACCAGUGAACAGCAGGGCAUCAUCAGCCAUGAGCACGUUCAUUUACACCUGGCAAUUAGGGCAUGGCUCGUCAUCUUUGAAGUGCUUACCAUUCAGUGGUAAGAGCACAAAUGCAUGCCUGCUUUCAAUGGUGAGAGGAUGAAGACAGUUUUGUUUGAAAUUGGCAAUGUGAUGUUGAUGUUGGGUGACGUCAUGUCCAAAGUGUAUCCGAAGUAGGCUCCACGUUGUUUCAAAUUUUCUCAAACGUGCAUGCAAGCUUCUUCCCUGUCACAAAGAGAAGAGAGUGCAUACAUGGUUCGCCAAUAUUCUGAAUAUUUCUGGCAUUGCAUCGUAGUUCCAGAGACCUCUAAGACAGGACUCCACAAUGAGCAAGAGCCUUGCAAUUAGAGAACUCAUCUGCAACGAGGACAAGAUGCUUUUGGUGAGGGAAUAAGACAAGUCUUUUUAUCUAUGGAGUGAGCUCCUCCUGUUUCGCGUACUGGUUUAACAUUGGAAAGCAAGUGAAGGAGGGAUGAAACAUGUUCCCAUAACUUCCAUUUGACUGCUGCGCCAGUGUCCAGCUCUACCUUCCGUAUUCUCAACCCCGUUUACUCGAGCCACUUCUGGAUUCUUGCAGCACCGUCAAGAGUUUGGGAGCGUUGGACGUAAAUUUACAUAGACUGAAACCGUGAGGGCCGACUUGGACUGAACCUUCUAUUAGUAUGGCAGGUUCAGCGCAACUUUUACUCUCUAGUCCAGCCUUUUGAGGAAAACCACGGAAGUGAACAAGUGGGCCCUUUCACAGGACAGAGCCUCAUUCUCGCUUCCGUUGUUGGCAACCUUUCAAGAGUAUUUGCUUUUUUUCUACCCAUCUUGCUAAAUUGCCUCGUUUUACCUUUUAGGCAAAAGUACUGCUGUGACAUUGUAUUGUGUCCCGUUCAUUUCUAUGUGCCGCUUUCCUAGCAGUGUUGUGCGCUUGCUGUGGAAGCAUGGUUUUACGACGGGAGCCGAUAAGCUACGCCCACCGCAAGUCGCCGUCACUGGCUUGGUCUCCUCUUGCUUUCAGUUUUGUUGGGCAUUUAUCCGUUGCUUUCGGCUCACACUUUCGAAAUAACGACUUUUAGUCUUCCUUCCAUGCAGUGUAAAGCUGCGCUGUACUUUUAAGCCAGGCAGGUUCUGGACAGUGCUGCAAGCAGCAGCGUGUCGUUGAGGUGUAGCAAAUAGCUACGAAGUGGAAGGGGCAGAAAAAAAAAGCAUUGAAAUAAAAUGGCAGCAGCUUUUGUUUGCAAUUUUUGGGCAUUCACAAGAUUUCUGUGAUUCUAUGCCUAUGGUUUGUAUGUGUAUUAGGCAGGGGACAGCAGGCAGGCAUCUUGUGGGCUUCGGUGUGCAGGAUCCAGAGUAGAUUACAUCCUAGUGAAGCUAUGCUGAACAACACAGAACGCAAAUGCAACACAAUAAACUAUGAAUCCUUGUUGCGGGAUUUCUUUUUCCUCUAGAGAACAGUUAGAUGGGGUGCUAUAAAGCCUUUUUUUUUUUCUUAAUCCAGUGCUCCCAUAUUAGCCCUUGAUUCUCACGUAGGACAAGCCGUUUCUCGAUUAAUGAAUCGCAGGCGUAGCGCCACUUUUCUACCUUCUAUGUAUAAAGCUUGAACGCUGAUUAAGGAGUCUUCUUUUACAUCGUAAGACAAACAAAAGGUUGUGUUGAUGUCAAACACCAAACUUGUCACUGGAGCUACUUACACAUUUUCUUGCCUUUUGUACCACUCUCGCCAUUGUAUGUGCAUAAUGUGUUUGAUAUUGGGUAUUUCGCACCACUGCAGUUGCCUGCUGAGAGUCUAAAUUGCCGAGCUAUUUUGCAAUUUUGCAAUGAAACAGCUGUUUGUGUAUGCACCUGUUCUUUUGUUUCUUUUCCUUGAGGGGAGGGGGGCAUUCAUAAUUGAGGUUGAUUUAUCUGGCCAUGUUAACGAGGGGGGCAGGGGGGUUAAUGCAAACAAAUCCUUUUGCUUCUUGUUGCAUAGUUUCUGUAAGCUUGCACCUCCCGUGACGUAUGCCUACUAACUUCAAAGACUUAGCUAAAUCUUUCACUGUUUCUUUUCUAAGGGAUUAGUUGUGGCAUCUCAUCAUUAUCAGCUUUCAGUACAUUAAGAUGUUCAUUGUCUUUAACCCCUUGUAGGGAAUGUUGUUUUUUUGCUAUUCACUUUGCAGAGGGGAUACAAAAGGGGACAAGAGACUGAAAUUUCGUUCCAGUCUUUCUGGUCGUCAAAAGCUGAACCUGAGCUCUUAGAUGAAUACACCCAACUGUUCCAACUGCCGUCACUUAACCGUCCUUUGUUUCUCGGCUGGUAGCUGAAAAGAAGAAAGAGGGUUGAUCUGUAUUAUAAACUGCUUUCCUUGUUGAGACAAUGUUUUGCACAUAUUUAUCCCACAAACUUUUUCUGAACCAUACCAAGAUACUCCCGCCCGCAAAGUUUGUUGAUGUUGACAGAUGUUUGUUGCCUCGUGUUGAGUUCUUCGCUGCCAAGGAGUGUAGUCUAGUGACUGUUUUCAAGACUUCAGAGGUUUAGCUUGCCACGUGUUCCUGCAUUGUACCCUUCUUGGGUUGAUUGAUGGUGUGAACGUGACGUGGUAGCGAAAAGUUUUGCCUGGCAUCUCGGGAGCGUUGCAGCAGUUUUAUUGGGAGGGUUUCGGUGUCAUUUAUUCUCGAAUUUCGUUGCCAUCCAUUCAUAAAGCACCUCUUUUAAUCGGUUGGUCGCAUAGUUCCUACAAAAAAUGCUUUUGAGUGAAGCCCUCACUCUGAUCGGUGCCAAGCUGCAUUGCUGUGGGUCUUCUAUGUAUGUCAUGUUAGAGCUAACCUGGCAUAACUGUCCGAGCUGCGUAAAUCUUGGGAAAGAAGGAAUGCUGUCGCAGGUAUUUAGCAGCUGUUUUGAACCACUGACCAGCAUUCAGUAGCAUUUGCAGUAAUGCCCAGGUUGGCUCAAAGUACAGCAUACGUAUAUAACACAAGCGCUGCAUUAUGGCGUGCAUUCACAUUAAUUUGUGCUCUCAAACAAAGAGGUCAUCUCUUUUUUUCCUCCACAAUACCAUUCAGUGGGCCUUAAACCCUAUCUGAAUGAAACAAGCUUACAUGCUACACGGCAUUUCAGAGACCUUAUUAUCAACUGUGUUCUUUUACGUUGCUGCAGUUUUAAAAGCACGUUGUAAAGUAAUGUAAAAUACACCCUUGAACUGCAGCGUCAACUUCGGGCAAGCUGUCCAUUUGUUCUGCUUUCAGGCACAAUACUGAACAGUGCUUAGGAUUUGCUUGUGCAUGAUUUCUGUAAUGCACUACUUGGUACAAUAGGCAUGUGGAAGGUGUUGGUGUGGGACUUAAUGGAAAAAUUUACAGCCACAAUUGCUUUAAUGGUUGUCCCUUUUCAGGAAAUGACUUUCCGGUAUGCUUGGGUAAGUACAGGCAUUAUUGCCUUCUGUCUAAGCUGAAAUGGUGCAACUUGAAGAUUUGUAGGGGGUUUCUCCCCCUCCCGGUUACUUUUUCGUUGGCAGGGUGGAGUUGAAAGUACCUAUAUGAGAGGUGAGAUGGUUGUAAAAUCCAUAUUCUGUAAGCAACUGUUCCAGCCCCUCAGUCAACUGGCAUGGUUCGAAGUACACUGUAUAGUACUUCUGACUUGGUGCUGGGUAUGCUCAUAGCAAACAAUUCAGAUUUUCGCAUGUUAUUUUUAACAAGUAGUGCAUUACCGAAGCUACACCAUCUCGGCUAGCCUUGUUCCAGCACUGCUUUGUUCCCACACUUUUUCAAACUGUGCCUCCGUCAUCUGUGCUGUGGGUUAUCUAUCCCACGGCAUGCUGGAGAUUCGUAUUGCGAUACCGGUAAUGCGUACCAUGUCAAGGCAACAGCCACUGAAGCUAUGUGACCAAGCAAGGAAACUGUUUCGUAUGCUUUCCUGUUGUUUUUUUUCCCUUUCUACUUGUACAAUUUGUCAAGGACACUUUGCUGCAUUGUUCCAAACAAUUUUCUCUUUAUUUUGCAUUGAAAUAAAACGUGGCAGACUUGA
Molecule: messenger RNA, 5843 nt
Organism: Rhipicephalus sanguineus (brown dog tick)
Lineage: Eukaryota; Metazoa; Arthropoda; Arachnida; Ixodida; Ixodidae
Product: testis-expressed protein 264 homolog
Exons: 3
Coding region: 267-1106 (279 amino acids)
Biological process (GO): reticulophagy; protein-DNA covalent cross-linking repair
Cellular component (GO): nucleus; autophagosome membrane; replication fork
Source: RefSeq, a predicted model, not a curated record